Molecule: messenger RNA, 1083 nt
Organism: Phacochoerus africanus (Common warthog)
Lineage: Eukaryota; Metazoa; Chordata; Mammalia; Artiodactyla; Suidae
Gene: GPATCH11
Product: G-patch domain containing 11
Cellular component (GO): kinetochore
Molecular function (GO): nucleic acid binding
Source: RefSeq, a predicted model, not a curated record
CCUAGCCCCGCCCCGAUUGCCGCAGCUUUCCAAUUGAUUCUGUCUGCGGAAACUCGGAGGCGAGCAGAGGCCCAGAGAUCUUGCGCGGAUUGGUAAGCGUCUUCGCGGCUCGCAUUCUUGCCAGCUGACCUCAGGCUAACCUGUUCACUGUGGAAGAGGACUACAUGAGGAUGUUGGAAACCAAGAGGCAAGAAUCAUUGGAGGCCAUUGUGGAGGCUACUACAUGGUUACAAGAGUGUUUGCCUCAUAAAAAUAUACUUUUGCCAUAUGAGGUUGAAUAUGGCAGAAGAAGAGGACUAUAUGUCUGAUGCCUUCAUUAAUGUCCAAGAAGAUAUCAGGCCGGGCUUGCCAAUGCUGAGACAAAUCCGGGAAGCCCAUCGAAAAGAAGAAAAGCAGCAAGAAGCUAAUUUGAAAAAUAGGCAGAAGAGUUUAAAAGAAGAAGAACAAGAGAGACGUGACAUUGGGUUGAAGAAUGCACUAGGCUGAAACAAAGGGUUUGCUUUGCUCCAAAAGAUGGGAUAUAAAAGUGGCCAGGCACUUGGCAAGAGUGGAGAUGGUAUUGUUGAACCAAUUCCUCUCAGUGUCAAAACAGGGAAAAGUGGCAUUGGUCAUGAGACAUUUUUGAAACGGAAAGCAGAAGAAAAAUUAGAAAGCUACAGAAGAAAAAUUCACAUGAAAAACCAAGCUGAAGAAAAAGCUGCAGAACAGUUUCGAAUGAGACUUAAAAAUAAGCAAGAUGAAAUGAAGCUAGAAGGAGAUCUUAGAAGAAGCCAGAGAGCCUGUCAACAAUUGGAUACUCAGAAGAACAUUCAGGUUCCCAGAGAGGCAUGGUACUGGUUGAGUCCUGAAGAGGAGACUGAAGAAGAGGAAGAAGAAGAUGAAGAUGAAUAUAAGAGUGAAGAUUUAAGUGUACUGGAAAAAUUACAAAUAUUGACUAGUUAUUUAAGAGAAGAACAUCUGUAUUGUAUUUGGUGUGGAACAGCCUAUGAAGAUAAAGAAGACCUGUCUUCAAAUUGCCCAGGGCCAACUUCUGCAGAUCAUGACUAAGAUUAUUCUCAAUAAAGUCAAAGCUUGCAAAUGUUA